This is a messenger RNA of Caenorhabditis sp. 36 PRJEB53466, 8547 nucleotides long. NCBI's taxonomy places the organism in Eukaryota, Metazoa, Nematoda, Chromadorea, Rhabditida, Rhabditidae. The record is from the annotation of a GenBank genome assembly.
AUGCGAACCGCUCACCUUCUUUUCAUCGGCGCCCUUUUAGGCGUCUCCCUGGCCAAACACCAUCAUGCGGCUAGAGGUAUUAACGAGCGUUUCCAUGAUCUUUCCAGUAUCUUUCAAUUUCAGCUCCGAUAAUCAACUUGCAAGGAGCUGAAGAGCUCGUCGCCGUCGUGCGCGAGGACGAGAAUAUCAUCUCGACUGUGCCGGAUUUUGCGAUCCUCUCGGAAACUGGUAAGCAAUAAGAUUAAUGACUUGAAAUGCUGAACAAGCGAUAAAGAGACACUGUCUAUCCCUCCUUCUUGUUUUUCAUUAUUUUCAUGAGAAUCUUGUUCACACCAAAAGUUUUCUAGGGAAAGCAUCACUAAUUAGUCACGGGAGGAAAGCGUGGCCCAUACUUCCUUGAAAUAAUUGACCUCAUUACUAGUCAUGGCAUUUACAUUCUCGUGAUCCUCUCCUCUUGCUCCCUUACAUACACACCUCAUUUGCAAGAAAUCUCAUCAGGAAGGAGUCGGUCGCGGCGUCGCUUCUCAUUAAUUGUUUCGUCUUUUUCUUCAUCUUCUUCUUCUUCUUCUUCUUUUUGCUUCUUCGUCAACGGCUCGAGACACGCAAAGAGAUUACAAGCCACCGACGAAGAACACGAAGACGAAGGGGAUUGACGUGUGUGUGGGGAGUGGGAUUAACUGUGACAUGACAUGACAGCCGAUGAAUCGAGAGCACAUGAAUUGAAAAAGACGCGGGACCUCCUGUUUGAUGUGAUGGCAAUUGGAAAUAGAAAUGAAAAUGAAAUUUGAAGAGGAAGAAAUGGAAUGAAUUACAGGACCCGUGUGCAACUACAUCCUCACCGCGCAGAACAAUGAGCCCGUUCCGUUUGACAUCCAGGUCGUCGACAAGUUCACCGGAGCUGCUGUCCUCAGAGUCAAGGUAGACGAAGAAAGGGCGCGUUCGGUUCAUUCAGUGAAUAUUCAGGACGCGGCCACUCUCGACUGCAAGAAGCCCGAGUACAACCUGCAAGUGCAAGCCGUCAAGUGCGAUAAUGACAACGUGAAGAGCGAGGGAGUCUCCCUCAAGAUCCGUGUCAAGGACACCAACAACCAUGCCCCUGAAAUCGAGAAUCCCUGGUACACUUUCCACGUGGAGGAGGGAAAAGUCAUUGAAGAAGUGGGUGCUCUGAAAGCUUCUGACAAGGACUGUGGCCAUCCGAACGGAGAGAUUUGCGAGUACGAGAUCACGAACGGUCUCAAGGAGCUUCCGUUCGCCAUCAACAACCAAGGAGUGCUCCGCACUACUCAGCCCCUCAAUUACACCCAGUCCAAGUCCUACAUUCUCACCGUCGUCGCCAUCGAUUGUGCCAUGCGAAAGAGCAAGAGCUCUCUCGUCACCGUCCACGUGGAUCAGACGUGCGUUCAGGGAAUCGCCGCGAUGAAUGAGAGAGUCAACUACGCGCCGGGAACAGGUUCCAAGCUGCUGCUGCCGGAUGUUUCUCUUGAAUUCUGCGAGAAAGAAAGUGUCUGCGUGCCGAAGAGCGUUCAGUCGGUCAUCGAACUCCGUGCCGGACACGUCACUCAAGGAUGCGCCAGAGAUACUGUCUACGACAAUCAGACCAUUCAGUCGUGCGGACUUUCCACUGCCACCGUCAAACUGCUUAACGAGGAAGCUCUCACCAGCUCUGCUGAAAAUCAAAUCCUGGCUGACCAGGGAAUUGAAUUCGACGGAGCCCGCGGAUUGAGUGUCUCCGAUGAGGUUCAUCAGGGACUCAUUCCGGAUCACUUCACGCUCAGCUUCUCGAUGAAGCACGCCGCUGGAACCAAGGAUGAGCAGAGCAACAAGCAGAACAUUCUCUGCGAAAGCGAUGACUUCAGUGAGUUAUAUCACUCGGUUCCCAGAUGAACUCUUUCUUGCAGACAUGAACCGUCACCACUUUCCGUCUACAUCCGCCACUGCAAACUCGAAAUCGUCCUCCGUCGUGAAGCCGGAGCCACCGCAGACUUCCGUGCUGCCGAGUGGCGCUGGUCGAUGCCAGAGGUCUGUGACAACGAAUGGCACUCGUACUCGCUUCUCUUCAACGGAAUCGACGAUGUCAACGUGGUUGUCGAUGGAAAGAGCUUCAAGGCUGACGAACGCAACCCGGAAAUCCUCGACGACUGGCCGCUUCACAAAACGAAAGCCACCAAGACGAAGCUCGUUGUCGGAGCCUGCUGGCACGGACGUCAACAGAAGCUCGCUCAGUUCUUCCGUGGACAACUCUCUUCCCUGUACUUGCUGAACGGAGCUGUCGAGAGCGAGCGUGCUAUCAAAUGUGCCCAUACCUGCCCGGAACAGCUUCAGUUCACUGGAGUCGAUGAGCUGCUCGACGGACAGAGCGCCACUUUCUCACCGGAUCAGACCACUCUCACGCUCAAGGCCGAAACCUCCAAGCAAAUUGGGCAAAUGCUCAAGCGCGUCGCAUAUGUGAACACUCAGGAGAAGCCAGCUCCAGGACACCGUGUCUUCCACGUUGAGACCGAAGUCACUUGCAAACAGGAUGACAAGAAGAUCAAACUCCCGGAGAGCAAGGGAUACGUCUUUGUCCAACAGGUUUCCGAGCCGACUCUCUCGAUCUCGGCGUCGUCCCAACUGAAGAGCAACCAGCACAUGGUCAAAGUUGGUCAGGCAAUGGUCCCGGAUCUCACCAUCACCAUCAGCCAGAACAACGAAGGUAUGCUCACGAAUCACCGGGGCAUCUCAUGAUCUUUCACUUUACAGACGGAGAGCUCGAAGACGUUACCCAGUCCCACAAGAUCGACUACUGCAAAAUGCACCUGCAGCCAGCUCGCGACAUGGACGUCGAAUACUUCUCCUCGCCCGCUUCUCUCAUCGCUGCCCUCAACAUCGAGUUCGAGCAUGACAAAGAUGUAAGUGAAUCUUGUCGGUAUCAAUCCCAAUUCGCUCGCUCUUCAGGGCAUCCUUCUUCGCGGAGAGGAAAGCGCUCAAGGGUACAAGGAAGUGCUCUCGAAGGUCCACUAUUUCAACACUCGACCGGAAUCGUACGCCAAACGCAUCUACACGGUCCAGUGUGCCAUGCUUAAGGGACGCGUUCUCAGCAACCAGAUUUUUGUCACGGUCAGUUAUUCACUUCUUGUUUUCCUUUUUUCUUCGCUCCACAAGCAAUACAGCACCAAAGAAGGUUUCCCUGGGAUUAAAUGGGCGCCUUUUUACUCUCUUCUCCCAAUGUGUUCUCUCUUCUGUUUCUUGAUGAUUUCUGAUAAGUUAUGUGAGAAAAUGAAGAUAGGGAUUGCUCUUUUUGAAGAAUGUAUAGGUUAGCAGUCUUGAGCACCCUUCAAUGAGUCAACGAGUCAUCAAUCUUUCUGUUCUUAUCCUCUCUCUCUCUCUCUCUCUCUCUCUCUCUCUCUCAUUAUUCAUUCAUUCAUUCUCUACGCACAAAAUCCAUUUAUGUCGUUGCUCGAAGAGCCUAUAAUGACUUGCGCCCGUCUGUUUUCAUCGCCUCGAAAUGGGUUUUCGGGCAUGCCGAGAGAGGCGUCUUUCCUCCCCAGAAUUGCCCUCAUUUGAGCAGACCCCUCCGAAAAUGCGCACUCGAUUCGUCCUUUUUGUAUGUGUCGAGUCGAUGAUAGACGAUUCUCUCUCCGCACCCUGAUAUCAGCUGAGUUGGUGCCAGGCGCAAUGAUGUAAUCCCUCUGGAAAACGCUCUCAGAGCCGAGCAAUAAUCCCGUGUAAAGAGCGCCGAUAAUCUCUUCUUCACUCGCAAAAUCGCCCACUGCUCUACGUGCCGGACAAGAUCACGGGACUUACCGGAACUCGCGCAUUUCUCAGACGCAGCCUCGCGUAUAUCUCGGCUCGUCGAGCCAUAAUUGCUCUCGUUUUGCUCAUUCCCCGGAGAGCUAUGAUACAUCCAACAUGUUGAGUGAGUGGAUGAGUGUUGCGUUUCCGACGGCUUGCCAGUCGUCUUUGGAAGUUCAGCACAGCUUUUUUCCUCUUGUUUUAGUUACUAACUUCUGAAUCCCUCAAGUUUCUCACGACGAAGCACCCCCUGAAGGCGAAGACUAUUUCAAAUUUCGGGUAUUUCCAUCCAAUUAUUUUCCUUUUAACUGAUUCAUCCUGCACUUCAUUCUCUCUUUGUUCUUUCCAUUUUUCGCUCCGACACCUCAUUAAUUUUUCAUCGUUUCCAGUCUCGUCAUCAUCUAAAUCUUAGUCUCUCUCUCUCUUUUUCUUCCAACGGAAUUCCGGAGAGGGGCUCGCAUCUUAAUUGGCAUAAUUGCGGAAUCUUCUCUCUUCUUACACCCACCCCUUUCCUUUUCAUCUCAUGUUUACAUCAAAUAUGAGCAGAAAAAGACGGAGGAGAGAGAGAGAGAGGAAAAACAACUACGGUACUUGUUAUGAUUACUUUCAUUUUCAGAUGACCAUCGAGGGAGUCACAACGACCACAACCACGACGACCGAGGCGCCAGCGGUCGCCGCUGCCGCCCAGCCAAUUCAGUUCAACUUUAACUCCGGAGAGACGGCUCUCGACAGUCUCGAGCUUAUCGAACGACAUUUUGAGCCCGCGUUCGACCAGCUCGGAAGCUCACGACUUCAGGUGAGCAGGGUGAUCUAAGAAUGAGCAAGCGUGUUUACCGGCGCUUCUUCUACAAGGACAAUGGGAGUGGGGUGGAGCUGAGAAGUUGGAAGGGAAAUGAAUGGAAAGUUAUGAGCAGGGAAGAGAGCCAAUGAGCUCUCGCCGCGGCUCCCCUCCCCCUCCUUUUUCUCAUUUUUCAGUGCCUGCUCAUUCGUUUCCUUUCUCUGUCAGCAGUUAUUCUGAUGGACUCGCUCUCCAACUCACAUGCACUUUGCCUGUUUCCCCUCCUUUCUCCCAAUCUUUGUUUCCAGUCCGAUUAGUUUCACCAUUCGAAAUUGGUUCGUGAGAUUCGAUGUUCACAAACAACGCUUGUGUGCAUUUCAAGCACAUGUCUUUCAGAUUACUCUGAAAAUCGCGCUUCCUCCUAUCUAUCUCUCUUUUCCCAUCUCUUUACGUCGUCGGCGCCAAAACAUUUGAAGUGAGCGCCUCGGCGAUGCUAUGAGAGGGGGGGCAUGCGGAGCACGUCGUCAGAAGCAGCAGAAAUUCAAUUAAAAACAGACGGCUCCACUCUGAAGCCAUCUGUCAUCACUCAUCGUGCCCGCAGGCGAAACCAGAUCAAGACACGCCCACUCCUGAAGACUUCGAAGACGUCGUCGGUCCGUUGAGUUCCAGGAAGAAUCGCCCGGUCGGCAGGCAAUCAGCAGUCUCUUUUGUACCGUUUCAGUUCAUUUUGCCGUCUCUCGUGGAUCCCUAUUUAUUUUUGUAAACUGCUAAAUGCAUUGUAGAGUUUUUUCGGGGAAACCCUUCAAAUUAGUCUUCCGGAGAACUUGGUGGUAUCAUGAAUCAGAUGUGUGGCCAUCUGAAAAUACUCGAAAAACUUCUCGCUGUAAUCCCAUUUCCUAUACAAUUUCAACGUUACGAAACUCAUCCAUAACCGGCUUCUUCUCCGAAUUCUGGGAUUUCUUUGAAAUCCAUGAACCCACCAAUCAUCAUUCUUCUAAAAAUGGAAAUUCCAUGAAAUUUUUCCAUCAACUCGAUAGCUCCAGAAAGGGAUGUCUCUCUCUCUUUCUCUCUUCCAAUGAAUUAUAGAUGCGAUUCCGCUCCCCUCCUUCUUUUUCUUCCCCCAGAUCGUCGUCGUCGUUGCCAGGAUUUUCCCUUGUUAUUCCGUUCCUCUUCCUCGCUUCUGAUCAGUUUGUAUCCAGUACACGUCUUCGUAACCCUUUGUUAUUUUUCGAUUAAAAAAAGCAAUUGCUUUUUUAUCUCGUCCUCAAUCAUCGAAUCUGUGCCAAGUGCUCGCUUGCUCGCCUGACGUCAACUUGGCAACGCUCUCAUAUUGGAGUUUUUCCAGCCGUCAUCAGACUCCAGAAACGGAUCAUGUGAUAUGUGCGCACGCGGCUCUCUCUCUCUCUCUCUCUCUCUCUCUCUCUCUCUCUUUCUCGUAUGAAUAACAGAGCAGAUGAAAUAGUUCAAUGAAGUUCUGAAGGCCAACUCUGUUUGACAAGUUGCCCAUCUCCAGAGACUUCCCACUUAUAAGCGGGGGUGGGAAACAUAAUUCAGAGAGAGAGAGAGAGAGAGAAAGAGAAGAGUUUUUGCAGAAAAAAUAUGAAAAGCCUGCAAAUUUGUGAGAUCCACAUCAUUCCAAAAAAGCAGAUGUUGGUCCUUGGAGACGGGAACCGUCAAACCGUGUCCGCAUCUUCCGUGCCUCGUCAUCAUGUGGUCUCUCAUCAGCCAUUCGUUCUCAUUAACCUUGCGUAGUCUUUCUAAGUACACUGGUCGUUCGGUCGCGUGUGCCUCCCUGAACAUCACGACAAACUUCUCGACGCUUCUUUUCUUCGGGUGCGCUUGCCGAGAAGAAAAAACAUGGGUCUCGCGGGUAACGGAAUCUCUGUUCUCCCGCCGAGAGAGACUGCGAAACUCGGACACGCAGAGCACCUCCGGACUCUGUCGGCUUGGCCCCAAAAGAGGGGCGAAGCGGGCAGAGGGCCUCCGUAUACACACAACUGCCUCCAAAUCUAUAAAACUAGAGGAAGAAGGGCGCGAGAAAAGCGGCGCCCCCUUCCGUCGUCUUCUCGCUCUUCCUGCCCCUCCAGCUCCCCCCAGGGCGACACCGCUUCCAGAAGUGAGCAAUUCUGUCACCUUGCGUUUCAACAAGUCUGUCGUUCCAGCAGAAUUCUGAAAAUUACGUCUGUAUUCCAGAAUGUUCGUGGUAAGUUUCUUGAAGUGCUGACGUGGCAUUUAGUCAUUCCGACCGGGAAACUAUACAUUCGUUGUACUCAGAAAUUCAUUCAAAAGAAUUUUGCUGAUCCCUCCGACCACCCGUUGACAAAAUAAUCGUAAAUGUAUGUCAUCGUAUUUGUUUUCUUCUCCUCACCAGCUGACCACAACUCUAUCGAAGUUUAGUCUUCCUUCUUCUUCUUCUCCUUCUUCCUCUUCUUCUUUUUCUCCUGAUCGAAGAAUACGUCGAAAUAUGAUCCUUGGACACAAAUUGGGCCCGCUCAUUCGCUUCUGUGGCGCCGUUGCGCAUCAGAUUUCCUUACGCAGUCGACCCAUUUCUGGCACGGCGGCUCUCGAAUGUGCACUACUUCCUUCCUCAUUUCCUUUUUCUUCUUUUUCGUUUUUCCGCGAACACAUGUGAUAUUGGAGUGGAGAACCGAAUGCCGCUUUUAUAUAAGCAGGAAAUUCGUUUGAGCGAUUUCCUGUUUUCUUCCACUUGGUUCCCUUCUGAGUGGCCCUCACUCGAAAAAAAGGAACCGCCCGGGGCGUCGAGUGCCACGUCACAUGGGAUUCAUCAUUCGCACGAACCGCCCAACCAUCACGCAUUCUCGCAAAAAUGUUUAUGAAGAACGUCGCGGCCGGUGGUCACCCGUAGUGGUGGCGACCACCAAACUUUCUGAUUCUGAUUUUCGUAACGACGACGCGAGAAGAGGAAAGUCGACAACAAAAACAUCUUCUCCUUCGUCUUCUCGUCCCCUCGGAGGCUCCUCAGUCGUCCAUCCGAAUCUGAUUUAAUCAAACCAUUCGCCGCACCUCUUCUCCUAUUUCGCUUCAAUUCUCCCCUCUCUUCCCGCCGUCCGCCUCUCGCCUUCCUCGUCGGGAAUGGCUUUCUGGCACUCUAUGUAUUCGUUAGAUGAGGUUAAAAUUAAGGUGAAACAACUACAACAUUCUAUCAAAACCUUCCAGCUAAUCACGCUAAUUAUUUACAGAACAUUCUGGAGAUGGACCUGCCACGUCCGAAAGCGCUUCUCUCGCACCACGGUUACGAUGUCGGGCAAGGAGCCAUUGCUGGUAAGUGUUUUUCGGGUCCGAACAUUCCUAAACCUUUGUAUUUCUCAGGUGGAGCCGUCGCCGUCGUCGUCGUUGUUUGUGUCGGUUUCCUGCUGGUGCUGCUCGUGAUCGGAGUGCUCAAAAUGCGCGACACUCCAAUGCCACGAAAACGGCGAGCCAAGAGACAGGUGAGAAAAUCAUCUGUCAUUUGCAUAUUAUCACAAAUCACGACUUUUGUGAGUCAAUGAUAGAGCAGAAAGCAACAAAAAAUAGUGAUCCUUCUGGCGGGCCUUUUCACUUUUCCCAAUCCGUGCUUCUAAUCGGAUAACGUCCCGCAAAUAGACGUGCACUUUGAUUCUCGCGAGAAAUGGAAAUCGAAUCUUGACUUGUUUCAGAGCGACGGAGGCAUGCACUGGGACGACAGCGGCAUGAACAUCACCGUCAACCCACUGGAUGACGUCGAAAAGAACGGAGGAGUCAUUGACGAAUUAGCGACGAAGAAGAGGAGGAAGAGAGCGACGGAGAGAGGUAAUCGGAAGGGACCAACACUCGAUGUGAUCAUUAGACAAGUUUGCAGCGAGUGCUCAUACCGCGACGAGGAGGACGAAGUGUCGGAGGACGAGGAGGACCAGGCCGAGGUGCUCCCGCACAUGGACGCCAAUCAACGCGUCGUCGGAGGCCUCGAGUGGGACGACGAGGACGCCAUUUCGACCAACGCCCGUUCCUAUCGUGUCUAA